GGGGGGGGCUUUUUAAUCGCUGCCCGGGAAUGUGGGAUGCGAGUUCUUGAUCCGGCGGCCGCUGGAAGCCCAUCAGCGCCUCGCCGGGUGAGUCUCCAAGCCCCUGGCGUUGGAAUGCAGAACGUGCCUCCCUUGCAGACAUCGACCAACGGCUGCUCGGGAAGAACCGCUUGGUUUAGGCUCCAUUCCCAGCAGUCCUCUGGGAUUCCUUUCUUGCCUGCUCUGCUCGAUUGGGAAGCAGAACUUUUGCGCUGAACUCUCUAUGUCUCUUCCAUCGCCAUGGGACAAGCACUGCUGAUCCUCCUGCUCUCUUCCACCGUUUCGCUCCUUGGUGGGUUGAUAUUUGGGUAUGAGCUCGGAAUUAUCUCUGGGGCCUUGUUGCAGCUGCAGCUAGAGUUUCAUCUGAGCUGUUUUGAACAGGAAGUUCUUGUGAGUUCCCUGCUGGUUGGUGCUCUCCUGGCUUCUCUGGUUGGUGGGAUCUUCAUUGACCAGCAAGGAAGGCAGAGAGCGAUAUUGGUCAGCAGUGCCAUUUUGUUGGGUGGCAGUCUCCUCCUAACUCUAGCCAGGUCAUUUGUUUGCCUGGUAUGUGGCCGUGUGACGGUCGGCUUUGCCAUCUCUUUGUCAUCCAUGGCAUGCUGCAUCUAUGUCUCCGAAAUGGUGGCCGCCCAUCAGCGAGGGGUGCUGGUUUCCCUCUAUGAAGCUGGCAUCACCUUGGGGGUCUUACUUUCAUAUGCACUGAAUUACAUUUUCUCAGAUACAUCGGAGGGCUGGCGAUACAUGUUUGGCUUGGCUAUCGGUCCAGCUGCUAUUCAAUUUCUCAGCAUCUCGUUCCUCCCAAAGAACUCCAUGAAGUUAAAUGUAUGCAAGAGCGAGACUCGGAAAAGCCUCAUUCGGCAACAGAAGAACAAGGAUGGUGAAGACGCGAUGCCACCUUGCCCCAAGGAGAAGCGUUAUUCAUUUGGGGAUCUUUUUAGGUCAAAGGACAAUAUGAGAAGCAGAACUAUGGUUGGCCUAGGACUGGUGCUUUUCCAGCAGUUCACGGGGCAGCCCAACAUCCUUUUCUACGCGUCCAAAAUCUUCCGAUCUGUGGGGUUUCAGAGCAAUUCCUCUGCCAUCCUGGCUUCUGUUGGUCUAGGGGUGAUGAAAGUUAUUGCGACUCUUUUUGCCAUGGCUUUUGCAGAUAAGGCUGGCAGAAGGAUACUCUUGAUGGCUGGAUGUACAGUGAUGGCCUUAUCAGUGACUGCCAUUGGCCUAACAAGCUGCUUCAUUCACUUGGAUGUGGUCAAAGACUGUGGAACGCUGAGAGAAUUAAACAGCACUUCACUCCACUCAGCUCAUCUCCCCAUAAAGUCAGUGUCCACCCACCCAGCUGUGUCAUACUUCCCCUUGGCUUCAGGUGCUAGUGAAAUUCAUAUGGUUUCUAUUCCUACCAUCACAAGGCCAGCAAGCUUUACCAAAAUGGUUGCCAGCAGUGAAAAUGGAGGAAGAACAGCAAGCGCUUCUUCACACACGGAGAAAGUGGGCCUGCUCAAUCAGUCCACUGAGGCAAAGGAACAAAGUACCCCCUCAUCUGUUGGAGAGGCUCCUUCUAAGGAACAUAUGCUCCUAAACUGGAUUACACUACUAAGCUUGAUGGCUUUUGUCAGCGCAUUCUCAAUUGGAUUUGGACCAAUGACAUGGCUUGUCCUCAGUGAGAUCUAUCCUGCCAACAUACGAGGGAGAGCCUUUGCCUUCUGCAACAGUUUCAACUGGGCUGCCAAUCUGCUGAUCAGUCUCACAUUCCUGGACCUCAUUGAUGCCGUCGGCUUAUCAUGGACAUUCCUUUUCUAUGGACUGGUGGGAGCUGCAGCUGUUCUAUUUAUUUACCUUUUUGUACCAGAAACCAAAGGACAGUCUCUAGAAGAGAUAGACCAGCAGUUCUCAAAGAAGCAGUUGUUACAGAGAAACAGAUUCUGGCAAAAAUUCUGGAACAGAAGAGAAGUUCAUCCACGAGCUCAUUACCAAAGAGUGGACAGUUCCAGUACCUCCUGAGAGAUGAGCAAUGAACAUUUCCGCUUAUGAAGAGACACAAGUGACAUCAGGAUAUUCACUUUCUGCAGUGUUGAAGGGAUACGAUGACUUGCUCAGAGAAGGAAUCCUGAACCUGCUGUUAAAGCACUGAGUUCAUGUGGGUGAAGUACAGUUCACCUCCUGGAAAAAAUGCAUGGAAUUGAGCAUCCUGGUCUCUUGAAAAGGCUCCUCUUCUAUGCCUUGAUUUCCGUCUGUUAGUUAAGAGGAAAUAUAACUGAUGACCUUUUGUCGGUUCACACAGCAGGGUAUUUUUUAAAGAAAGCAUUUGAUAAAGUAUAAGUUAUGACACCA
Hemicordylus capensis (graceful crag lizard) is the source of this 2361-nucleotide messenger RNA. It is a transcript of the gene SLC2A10, whose product is annotated as solute carrier family 2 member 10. Bases 280 to 2031 code for a protein of 583 amino acids. Lineage: Eukaryota; Metazoa; Chordata; Lepidosauria; Squamata; Cordylidae. Gene Ontology annotation, cellular component: membrane. Gene Ontology annotation, molecular function: transmembrane transporter activity. Gene Ontology annotation, biological process: transmembrane transport. The record is from RefSeq and is a predicted model, not a curated record. The transcript has 5 exons.